Messenger RNA from Phragmites australis (common reed), 1839 nucleotides. RefSeq names its product serine/arginine-rich splicing factor RS41-like. The transcript has 5 exons. Gene Ontology annotation, molecular function: RNA binding. The record is from RefSeq and is a predicted model, not a curated record. Gene Ontology annotation, biological process: mRNA splicing, via spliceosome. Bases 839 to 1591 code for a protein of 250 amino acids. Lineage: Eukaryota; Viridiplantae; Streptophyta; Magnoliopsida; Poales; Poaceae. Gene Ontology annotation, cellular component: nuclear speck.
CUGCAUUGCAGAUAUUUGCAGCUCAGAAUUGAGGAUUUUGCAUUUGUUUCUUCAUUUUAGUUCCUGAAGCCUUAUUGAAUAGAUUCAUAAGACAAUGCAGCUGGAUUUACAUUGUUUUAAAUUCUAGAUAAUUUAGUCGGUCCAAAAACAGAACACAUAUUUCUAUUAAAAAAAAACUGUUUACCAUUGUGAUCCUUACAUAACUCUUCCAAGAGUGUUCAAUUGACUAACAAGAUCUGGUGGUUUCAAGUGGAAACUGUUAUCCAUGAUGUGGCAGAGAUGGUCAAAAUUUUCCUUCAGCCAUGCCUGGUGCAGGAUGCCACAAAUUGACCAAGUUGUUAUUUCAUCUUUGAAGCUAGAGGAGUUUCAGAAAAAUCAGAUGAUGUUUAUGUUAUAUUGUCAAGUCAUGGACAAGUGUGAACCAGGAUAAAUUUAGAAAAGUUUUUCCUUGAAAUUUAGGUCCAGUACUCAAUCAUUUCUUUGCCGCAGGAAUAUCAUGGAGCUUAUGUGCUCUUCCUGGUUGAUGGACUGGGCUCUACCUUUCCUGCCUGAGCCCCACCUCAUCUCUUGUCCAUCUCCAGGAGUUCACAGUCCACCAUGGCAUCUGUUCACUUGGAAACGACCACCUCGUGACUGAUGUCUUACUUUUACGAUCAACAUUGCACCCUCCUCCCCUGCCCGAUCACCAUUUCCUCGCCAAUCCAACCAUGCCAAUCUUAUGGUCGGCUGGAGAAGAGUGGAGGUUGCACCACCAAUUCUUUGAUGCACCAUGAAUGUUUGGAUUAUUGUAAUGUGACGUCGUUUAGUUCGACAUAUACAAGGGUUUGCAUUUGUCUACAUGGAGGAUGAACGUGAUGCUGAAGAUGCUAUCCAUAGACUUGAUGGAACUGAAUUUGGCAGGAAAGGAAGGAGAAUCAGAGUUGAGUGGACAAAGGAGGAUCGCAGUGCUGGUCGAAGAGGCGGCUCGAGGAGAUCCCCAAACAAUGCAAGACCAACCAAAACCUUGUUUGUGAUAAACUUUGAUCCAAUGAACACAAGAACUAAAGAUCUGGAGAGGCACUUUGAAAAAUAUGGCAGGAUCGCCAAUGUCAGAAUCAAAAAGAACUUUGCCUUUGUCCAGUUUGAGGUUCAGGAGGAUGCUACUAGGGCACUGGAGGGUACUAAUGGAAGCACUCUGAUGGACAGGGUCGUCUCUGUUGAGUAUGCACUUCGUGAUGAUGAUGAAAGAGGGAAUGGAUACAGUCCAGACAGUAGAGGUCGUGAGAGAUCCCCAGGUAGAAGGCGGUCUCCCAGUCCUUAUGGCGGAGGACGGGAGAGGGGUAGCCUGGACCACAGCCGAGGCAGGGAGAGGGGGAGCCCAGACUACGGCAGGGGAGGUGACAGACAUAGCCCUGAUUAUGGCCGUGGAGGAGGCCCAAAUGGUGGUGGCAGAGGUGAUGAGGGGGGCAGCCCCAACUAUGACCGUGAGCGCCGUGAAGCUAGUCCACGUCGUGAGCGCCGUGAAGCUAGUCCUCGUCGUGAGCGCCGUGAAGCUAGUCCUGGCUAUGACAUGCCCCCCAGCCGCUCGCCUGCAAUAGGAGAGAGAGAUUAAAGUGUUGAACCCACCCGCUACUGAUGAAUGCGCGAGCUAGUGUCAUGUUAAAGUUGGUGAUGUUAGGCAGCAGAAAACAUUUGUACUAUCUCUGUUAGCUUUAAUUUUUCCCGUUUCACUAUGAAGCAACUCCGGAAUGCACACUCAUGUGUCGACUAGUAUCUUUCGGUACUCGGCAGAACUUUGUUAUUGCCGUAUUUCUAUUUCUACCUUGACUCUGGCGUUACUGGUGAAUGUCUAGAUUGCUU